Messenger RNA from Drosophila serrata, 984 nucleotides. Its product is annotated as lipopolysaccharide-induced tumor necrosis factor-alpha factor homolog. The record is from RefSeq and is a predicted model, not a curated record. NCBI's taxonomy places the organism in Eukaryota, Metazoa, Arthropoda, Insecta, Diptera, Drosophilidae. Gene Ontology annotation, molecular function: zinc ion binding.
CGAAUCCAUUGGCAGUUGCGAGCGGCGAGCGAAGUGCAAAAGACGCCGAACCGAGUUUUAAAUACGCAAAGUAAACAAAACCGGAAUCUCUUACUCAUUACAAACAGAAGUUCGAACACAAAAAAAACCCAAAAAAAAACCUGAACCUUGCACUCGACGAGGGUUUCUUGGAGUAGUUUUAUUUAAAGUUUGGAGUCUGUUCCACCCGAGCAAGAUGGACCAGAAGCGAGCCAUGUUGUAUCCCCAGGUGGAUUUCAACUCCCCGAGUGCCCCAUCGCCAACGCCGCCACCAACUCGGGAGUUACUCCAUCCCAUGGGCCUGCCCGUGGAGGCUCCUCCGUCCUACGAUGUGGCAGUGGCCGCUCCAGCUCCGGUGGUGCCCGCCGUUCCAAUGGUUGCCCCACCAGCGCAGCCAGUUAUUGUGGUGGAGCCGACAGGCCCACCACAGCUGCCGCCUACAGUGGUGCAGACACCAGAUGCCCUGAAUCUGGGUCCAAAUAGAAGCAGAGUUCUGUGCCCCGCCUGUGGAGCCCAGAAAACCACCAGAAUGACCUUUACUGCCAACAAUAGGACGCACAUGGGAGCAGGGCUGCUCUGUCUAGUCGGCUGGUGCUGCUGUGCUUGUUUCGUACCCUAUUGCAUGAAUAGUUGCCGCACUGCCAACCAUUAUUGUCGGAAAUGCAACACUUUCCUGGGUUCCUACACGCCAAAGGGAAGAUGAUGAGAACAAGACUAAGAUAAGAUGUGAUCUGGUGGUUAGAUAAAAUAUUAAGACACAAAGGAAAAAACUUAUUUACACACGCAAAUCAGCUGAUGCUUGUCACCGCGUAAAUUAAGAUUGUACAGUAGCAAUUGGCUUAAAAAAAUACAAAGCAAAGAAGAGAAACUAAAGCUUAACAAUUAUCUUUAGGUAUCAAACAAAGUCUAUUCAUUUCCUUAGUUUCUCUUAAUAAAUAAUCACUAUAAUAAACAUAAACAAAGGCA